Lingula anatina is the source of this 2034-nucleotide messenger RNA. Its product is annotated as coiled-coil domain-containing protein 138. Lineage: Eukaryota; Metazoa; Brachiopoda; Lingulata; Lingulida; Lingulidae. The record is from RefSeq and is a predicted model, not a curated record.
AAGAAUGUCUGCGCCCAUUUCAAAUAGUUUGAAUCAGGAAGCUUUACAUGUUUCUUUUCUUUUUGAAGCGUUUAUGUGAAUGCUGUAUCCAUUUGGCCUUUUGUGAUGUGUGUAAGUGAACAAGGCACUGUUUCCUGCAACUAAAGCUUAUGAUGUAUGACGAAGAAGCUUCCUCGAGUGAUUUGGAAGAAUAUCCUGGAAAAACAAGUUAUUCCAGAAGCCAUGAUCUUUUUGAAUCUAGCCAGAGAGACAGCACCCAAAGUGAGACAGAGCAGUCCUAUAACACUGCACCUUCCAAACGGUUACCAAGAGAGUCUAGAAGGCACAGACGCCACUUUGACAACGUUGACAUGAUGAUGUCACAGCAAAGCGGAGCCUUACCAGCAGACGUCCAGGAAGUAUACGCAGAGCUACAGGCCCUCGCUAACAAAUUGAGGAAUGAACACAAAAUUCUACAAGAGCGAGAAAUUAUCUUAAGAGAAAGGGAGCGUCUUGUUGUCCGUUCACAUGCCAACGUGAAGACAUACGCCCAGGAGGAGGUGAAUAAGAAAUGGGCUGUCAUAGAAGAGGAACAUAUAGCAGAAAUAUCAAAAAUGGAACAAAUAUUAAGGGAAAAAUCCAAGGAGAACAAGAGGUUAAAGGAUAACUUUGAAACCAUUAAACAAGCUAAUGAUUCCUUGAAGAAAGAGCUGGAAGGACUACAAGAGCAACACGAAAAGUUAGAAAAACAGACCGCUAGUUUGCAGGCCAGACUGGCAAAUUUACAGAGAAAACAGGAAUUUGUUGGACGACAAACGGUCGAAAAUAUUCCACCCACCACUAUCAGAUCCAAGCCACCAAGUGCUGUAGAGGCCAAAGAUGGCAAACAUUUGCUUCCAAAACCUAAGCUCCCUUCCAGCAUGCACGAUGUGACCUCUCUUUUAUUGGAUUGGGUUUCUGAGGUUCAUCUGAGACAUACAGCUCUAGGGCAGCCAACAGCUGAGAGCCAACUCCCUUCCAUACAAGACACACAGGAAAAGUGUUUUAAGGUUCUCCCUUCCUUGGUUGAAAUUUUGCGGGAUUUGCCUGCGAGCAAUGCUAGAGUGACAUUACCUUGCCUACAGUUUAUUUACUGGUCUUUGCUGCAUUUGGACAAGGCCCAAAGUCAACAGAAAUCCAACCUGUCCUCAACAUUAAGAAGAGUUGGAGAAGAACUGUACCGGCCAAAGUCAACAAGGCUUGGCUCCAGUGGAGAGCUGUCCUCUGAGAGGCCCCUGUCGCCAGUGAAGGCCGACAAAACCAAAGAUUUGGUAUUUUUCAGAAGUACCAGUCUCCAUGUACGACUGCUGUCAUGUCUGAUAAUUUUGAAGACCCUGUCACAAGUUGAUCACCUAGCACAUGUAUUUGAUGUACUGAAGAUGGACCUGAAGUCUGAAUCAGCAAAAGAAUUAUUUAUCCAUUACCGGGCAUCUCCAGUCAUAAUUUCCUUCUUUAAACCUGCAUCCAAGGCCCUGAUGACCUGUGCUAUGGACGUGUACCUGCAGAUGUCCAUGGAGUCUCUGAACCUGCAUCAAUUUCUGGAGAGUAUCAGCACAGAAUCCUGGUUCAGGGCCUGCUCUGUGAUACUCAGGGCCCCAAACCUGGAGAACAAGAUGGUGGAAAAACUCAGCAUUGUUCUGCAAAAGUUGUCAAAGAUAAAGAACAACAAGAAAUAUUUUGAAGUGUUCACCAUCACAGGGCUGGUUCAAGAGGCACUGAGAAGUUACGGGAAAGAUAAUGCAUUUUUGGCGAUGAACCUGAAGUCAAUUCUCUUGAACUUGAACAUGGCUGUAUAAGCAAACAUGGUCUUUCCGCAAUUGGACUGUUGUUUUAAGUGCGUCCGCUACAUAUCAGUCAUAUUCUGACGUUAAACGUAUUAUCCAGUAUAGAAAUGAAUGAAAGUCUGGAGACCUUUCUAAAUAUUGAGAAUUUAAAUAAUGAUCACUUAUUUCCAUAAUAAUAUUACCCUUUUAAUGUAUGUAAGUAAAGGUAUUAAAAUCAUUUCCUUUAUUGUAA